This is a messenger RNA of Knipowitschia caucasica, 879 nucleotides long. The record is from the annotation of a GenBank genome assembly. Lineage: Eukaryota; Metazoa; Chordata; Actinopteri; Gobiiformes; Gobiidae.
AUGCUUCGUAAGAAGCAUUUCAAGGUCCUGGAGAGGCCUUUAAAGGUCCUGGAGUGGCCUUCCAAGGUCCUGGAGAAGCCUUUCAAGGUCCUGGAGUGGCAUUUCAAGGUCCUGGAGUGGCCUUUCAAGGCCCUGGAGCGACCUUUCAAGGUCCUGGAGUGGCCUUUCAAGGUCCUGGAGAGGCCUUUCAAAGUCCUGGAGAAGCCUUUCAAGGUCCUGGAGAAGCCUUUCAAAGUCCUGGAGAGGCCUUUCAAGAUCUUGGAGUGGCCUUCCAAGGUCCUGAAGUGGCCUUUCAAGGUCCUGGAGAGGCAUUUCAAAGUCCUGGAGUGGCCUUUCAAGGUCCUGGAUUGGCCUUUCAAGGUCUUGGAGAGGCCUUUCAAAGUCCUGGAGAGGCCUUUCAAGGUCCUGGAGUGGCCUUCCAAGGUCCUGGAGUGGCCUUUCAAGGUCCUGGAGAGGCCUUUCAAGGUCCUGGAGAGGCCUUUCAAGGUCCUGGAGUGGCCUUUCAAGGUCCUGGAGCAGCCUUUCAAGGUCUUGGAGAAGCCUUUCAAAGUCCAGGAGAGGCCUUUUAAGGUCCUGGAGGGGCCUUUCAAGGUCCUGGAGUGGCCUUUCAAGGUCCUGGAGCAGCCUUUCAAAGUCCUGGAGAAGCCUUUCAAAGUCCUGGAGAGGCCUUUCAAGGUCCUAGAGAAGCCUUUCAAGGUCCUGGAGUGGCCUUUCAAGGUCCUGGAGAAGCCUUUCAAGGUCCUGGAGCGGCCUUUCAAGGUCCUGGAGCAAGGUCCUGGAGAGGCCUUUCAAGGUCCUGGAGAAGCCAUUCAAGGUCCUGGAGCGGCCUUUCAAGGUCCUGGAGCAAGCCCGUCCCUCAUAGCCUCUCGUAGAGCCUGA